AUGUCCGGGUCUAAGCCGGCCACGCGCCUGCUCCCGGGCGAUGGCCUUGGCUUCCACAUGAUGCGCUCCGAGGCUGAUCAAGUGGGCUUCCCCCUCUUCAUCUCCCACUCCCCCCUGACCCACGGCAGCCCUCCGCAUCCCGUCCAACCCCGUGCCGAUGCUACAAGAGUCUCCAAGAAGAGCAAACAGCCGCCCCGGGCCAAGGCUGACGGUGACAUCCUUCAUCCUCCCAAGCACAACCAUUCCCAGCAACCGCGUGAGCAAGAACAGCACCGACACGAUGCCCAUCACUCUCGCCACCGCAAGUCCGGCGUCCAGCGCAAGCAGCGCACCCGCAACUCGCGCAUGAAGUGCCACGCCUGCGGCACUGGCGAGACGCCCGAAUGGCGCUGCGGUCCCGACGGUCUCGGCACGCUGUGCAAUGUAUGUGGCCUAGUUUUUGCCAAGCAGCAGCGGCGUCGAUCAGGAGCUUGGCAUUAG
Hirsutella rhossiliensis is the source of this 480-nucleotide messenger RNA. RefSeq names its product GATA zinc finger domain-containing protein. The coding region runs from base 1 to 480 and encodes 159 amino acids. Gene Ontology annotation, biological process: regulation of DNA-templated transcription. The transcript has 3 exons. Gene Ontology annotation, molecular function: zinc ion binding; sequence-specific DNA binding. The record is from RefSeq and is a predicted model, not a curated record. NCBI's taxonomy places the organism in Eukaryota, Fungi, Ascomycota, Sordariomycetes, Hypocreales, Ophiocordycipitaceae.